This is a messenger RNA of Penaeus vannamei (Pacific white shrimp), 384 nucleotides long. NCBI's taxonomy places the organism in Eukaryota, Metazoa, Arthropoda, Malacostraca, Decapoda, Penaeidae. The record is from RefSeq and is a predicted model, not a curated record.
AUGUCAGUUUGUGAGGAAAACAUUAAUGCUGUUCGUUACUUGAUUGAAAAGGAUAUGCGAAUAACCACCGAAUCGGUAGCAGAUACACUCAACAUUUCCGUGGAUUCUGCACACACAGGUCUUGUGGAGAGUUUGGGACUAAGCAAGCUUUCUGCUAGAUGGGUCCCUAGGCUGUUGCGCCCAGAUCAGCAGCAAACGAGGAACGAUCCCGAGGACGAAAUUCAGUCAAAGCAGUGGCUGCCCCGGGGUAGAAGGGGACCAGUCAAAGCAAAAUCUGAGCGUUCAAGAGGAAAGGUCAUGGCCACUGUCUUCUGGGAUGCAGAGAGGAUUUUGCUAGUUGACUUCCUCCAGAACACGAUGGCAAUUACAUCUGCUUAUUAUUGA